AUGACGACUUUCCAAAUGACGGACGACCAGCUAAACCGCUUGCUGGCCACGCUGACAACUCGGCAAACAUCCCCACCAACCACGUCACAGGGAAGCUUUGCGCGCUGCACCACGCGUUUUGGAGGAUCAACGAACAGAACGAGGGUCGAAGAAUUCAUCUCGACGAUCUCGAUUUACAAAGAAAUCGAAAACAUUUUUAACGUAAACGGGAUCAAGGGGCUUCCACUACUACUGGAAGACGAAGCAGCGACAUGGUGGCACGGCGUCAAAGAAGAUGUGACGACAUGGGCUCAGGCCAUGGAUCUGCUGCGCGCCGCAUACGCACCAAAGAAGCCUGGAUACGCCGUGUACGCAGAAUUAUUCGCAACAAAGCAGACAAAGAACUGUGCGACUGACGUAUUCAUCGCACAAAAAAGAGCUUUGUUCGCUGAAUUAACGCACAAACACGCAGAAGAGAUUCAACUUGAUAUGAUAUACUCUCUCCUGAAGCUGCGCAUACGCGAGAAAAUCCCGCGGUGUUCAGUAAAGAAUUUUGAAGAGCUCAUAGGGAAAGCAAGAACGUUCGAAGCUCUUGAAGAGGAAGCAAGGGAACAGCAGGAACCAUUCGGCAAACCCUUACCGACCCAAGAAAAGAAACUUGUAAGAUGCUCGUUCUGCCGAAAAACUGGUCACUCGUUCGAAGAAUGUCGGCGAAGGAAAGCCAAGGAACCAACGAAACUGGAACCACCAACUCUCCACUGUUAUGGAUGCGGAAACCCCGGAGUUAUAAGAAGUCGGUGUCCGCAAUGUAGCCAAGCCACUGUAUCCAGCAUCCAGACGGCAGAUUUCUGUUCCGUGAGCCUAGCCCAGGCCCGAAAUCGUCCAACGGCCCGGAUCCAAAUCGAAGGAUUCAAAGGCCACGCCUUUUUUGACACAGGGGCAAAAGUGAGUAUCGCGAGUGAUAGCCUGUACAAUAAACUGGCAGCAAAUGGAACCAAAUUCCAGCAGCGAAAACUCCUGAUUGCUCUAGCGGAUGGACAUCCGCGAAUACGGUCAGUCCUAUGUGCAGAUUUGACGGUCCAGCUCAAGGAUCGAAACAUCAAAUCCCCGUUCAUCGUGCUACCCGGGGCAACCGAAAACCGGACUCUCCUAGGCAUCGAUUUCCUCGAAACAGCAGGAAUUAUAAUAAACGCAGCACAACGUUCAUGGAAUUACGUGGAUCAACCCAAAAAUCACCACUUUUUCGAAGAAGAGCCUCCAGUGAAAGUAUCGCAGCCAAAAUCCAGGAAAUUCCCCAAAAAGGAGUUGGCUCUGGUAGGGACGCAGGAGCCGCCUGCUCAAACACCCAAAAAACGGAUGCCUGACGAAGAGGAUUGGAGCGAGAUGUGUCACAUGCCGCCACUUCUGUCACCACUAUCACCCACUCCAAAGAAGACUCAACAAACGGAUAUCUUGGACGACCUGUUUGAUCGAUGCUUCCAGACCUACCGUCUGGAUUUGGCAUCGGUAGAUGUACUGCUACGACCAGAGGAAGCCGAAGGCCUGGAUCAAAACGAAAAGCGACAAUUGGAGCAGUUAUUGAUCCAGCACCUCGAUCUGUUCGAAACGAGUGAGGAAUCGACAACGUUCGCGGAGCAUCGUAUCGACACCGGAGACAACGCACCGAUCGCGGUUCCUCCAUACCGGCUAUCCCCUGCUAGAAAAGCAGUGCUACGGGAUGAAAUUGACGAGAUGUUGCAAAAAGACAUCAUCGAAGAAAGUGAAUCACCUUGGGCUGCUCCUGUCGUCAUGGUCGCUAAAAAGGACGGAGGCGUGCGAGUCUGCGUAGACUACCGACGACUCAAUGCGAUCACAGUCACGGAUACCUACCCCUUACCCAGGAUCGAUGACUUGAUACACGCCACCACUUCAACGAGGUUCAUGACGACGCUAGACCUCCGAUCCGGCUACUGGCAGAUCCCAGUACAUCAAAAGGAUCAAGAGAAGACAACAUUCGUUACACCUUUCGGGACAUACCGUUUCAAACGAAUGCCAUUCGGCCUAAAAAACGCACCGGCCACGUUCCAGCGUAUGAUGGACCGACUUCGCGCACCCCUCGGUGAGCGAAUGAUCAUCGCGUACUUGGACGAUCUAUUAAUUUUAUCGUCCUCCUUCAACAACCACUUGGCCGACCUCAAGGCCACCUUCAGCCGAAUAAGAUUCUUCGGGCUUCGAAUGAACAGGGAAAAGUGCUACAUGUGUUGUCCAGAAAUCAAAUAUUUGGGACACAUCAUUACACCCAGUGGCAUCGAGGCAGAUCCAGAGAAAAUUUCGGCAAUAUUGGAACGACAGGCGCCCACAAACGUAAAGGGGGUGCUCAGCUUCGUACAAACCUGUUCAUGGUACAGAAGAUUCAUCCCCGGAUUUGCUCAGACUGCGGAACCUCUCACCCGCCUCACCCGGAAGAAAACUUCGUGGCACUGGGGGGAGAAACAGAAGAAGUCUUUCCAAGACCUUAAGAGGAUGCUGACAGAAGCACCCGUUUUAAAACCAGCAAACCCGAAGAUGCCAUACACCAUUAGGACAGAUGCCAGUGGAUACGCUCUCGGCGCAGCUUUGGUGCAGGGGGAGAAAGAAGAAGAACACCCCGUGGAAUAUGCUAGCCGACUCCUCACGACCGCGGAACGCAACUACUCCACUACUGAGCGGGAGGCUCUCGCCGUCGUGUGGGCAAUUAAUAAAUUCCGUGGAUAUAUAGAGGGAUCGGAAGUACGCAUCAUGACAGAUCAUCAGCCUCUAAGAUGGCUGAUGACUCUGAAAACACCCAGUGGUCGCCUGGCUAGGUGGGCACUGCUACUGCAGGAAUUCAACAUUCAAAUUGACUACUGCCCAGGAAAGUCCAACUACGUCGCUGACUAUCUCUCCAGACCUCAAAGGGAGGAUACAGACAACGAAGACGAGUGCAAUAUCGGACUGAUUUCGGUAGAUAUGCCAGCUAGAAAAAGUAACGAAAUCCGAGAAGAGCAGCUGAAAGACGAAGAAACCCGAAAAAUCAUAGAAUGUUUCGAGGAAACCAGACAGUCAGAAAAUUUUCUGCAUUGGACCCAGAAAGGAUACUUACUGUCCAACGGAGUACUCUAUCGACAUGCACCAGAUACGGACAACGCAGCUGACGCCCUGGGAACAUACCACACCUCUGCACUCACCCCAUGCAGGUUGGAGGAAGCCAGCCUACCGAGUGCACCAAUAGCGCCCAUACGUCGGCGAGGACGACCCCGGAAAACCAACCAAAAGAAGAAGUAG
Messenger RNA from Colletes gigas, 3261 nucleotides. RefSeq lists its product as uncharacterized. Lineage: Eukaryota; Metazoa; Arthropoda; Insecta; Hymenoptera; Colletidae. The record is from RefSeq and is a predicted model, not a curated record. The transcript has a single exon. Bases 1 to 3261 code for a protein of 1086 amino acids.